Messenger RNA from Solanum tuberosum (potato), 1728 nucleotides. Its product is annotated as phospholipase A(1) LCAT3. The transcript is spliced from 11 exons. The record is from RefSeq and is a predicted model, not a curated record. The coding region runs from base 115 to 1467 and encodes 450 amino acids. Lineage: Eukaryota; Viridiplantae; Streptophyta; Magnoliopsida; Solanales; Solanaceae. Gene Ontology annotation, biological process: lipid metabolic process.
UAAAAAAAAAGGACAUUUUUCUUCAAUUAACCACAUGCUAUUUUUCACUUCAGCAGCUCAACUACCACACCGGAAAGUUAACCGUCGCCGUUCGGAGCUCCGGCGAAGUUUCAAAUGUUGACAGAUUAUUUCUCUUGUCUGUUACCGGGUCGGAGCUCCGAUUCCGGUGAUAGUGUUGUUGCUGAUAGAAACCCGGUUUUGUUGGUAUCGGGUCUUGCCGGGUCCAUUCUCCAUUCUAAGAGUAAGAAAUUUGGCAGUUUCGAGACCCGAGUUUGGGUCCGACUUCUCCUAGCUGAACAUGAGUUCAAAAAAAAGUUAUGGUCAAUUUACAAUCCAAAAACAGGGUAUACAGAGGCAUUGGAUGAUAGCACAGAGAUAGUAGUCCCACAAGAUGAUUAUGGACUCUAUGCAAUUGACAUUUUGGAUCCUUCACUGAUGGUUAAGUGUGUACACUUGACCGGUGUAUACCAUUUUCAUGAUAUGAUUGAUAUGCUUGUCAAAUGUGGAUAUAAAAAGGGAACUACGUUGUUUGGUUUUGGUUAUGACUUCCGCCAAAGUAAUAGGAUUGACAAGGCAAUGAAUGACCUGAAAGAAAAGUUGGCAGCAGCUUAUAAAGCUUCUGGGGGAAGAAAAGUCGAUAUUAUUUCGCAUUCCAUGGGUGGAUUGUUAAUCAAAUGUUUCAUUUCUCUUUAUAGUGAUGUAUUUUCCAAGUAUGUGAAUAAGUGGAUUACCAUUGCCACCCCCUUUCAAGGUGCUCCUGGAUGCAUUAAUGAUUCUCUUUUAACUGGAGUGCAGUUCGUUGAUGGAUUUGAAAGCAACUUUUUUGUGUCAAGGUGGACAAUGCAUCAAUUGUUGAUUGAGUGCCCAUCAAUCUAUGAGAUGUUGCCAAAUCCUGACUUCAAGUGGGAAAAGCAACCUGAAAUUCUGGUAUGGAGGAAAAAAUCCAAGGAUGGGAAUACAGUGGUUAAAUUAGAACGUUAUGAUGCUAGCACAAGUGUGACUCUCUUUGAGGAAGCAUUGAAGACCAAUGAGCUCAACUUACAUGGUAAAACAAUGCCUCUACCUUUCAACUUAUCAAUUCUUGAUUGGGCAGCUAGUACUCGCAAAAUUUUAAAUGAUGCUCAAUUGCCGAAAGGGAUGCCCUUAUAUAACAUCUAUGGGACAUCUUUUGAUACACCUUUUGAUGUCAGUUACGGUUCAGAAGCUUCUCCAAUUGAGGACCUAACAAAUGUCUGCCAUACAAUGCCCCAAUAUUCCUUCGUGGAUGGUGAUGGAACUGUUCCAACUGAAUCAGCAAUGGCUGAUAAUUGUGAAGCAGUGGAAAGAGUAGGAGUUCAGGCUGGUCACAGGGGACUAUUACGAGAUGAGAAAGUUUUUGAGCUUAUCAAGAAAUGGCUUGGCGUCUCCGAUAAAAAGAAGGUGCAUUCCAGAACCUCUAGAGUAAUGGACCUUUAUGCAGGUCAAUAGUUGUAAACAAUGUGUUCUGCUCAUUCUUAGAACCUUUCCCUUUUUCUUCUCUCAGUUUUAUUAGUUGGUAGUUGUAAGUCUACACACGUACAAUUCCUCGAGAAUGUAGAAACUAGCUUCUCAAUCAUCGCGUAUGUUAGUAGCAAUAUGCAUUACACACUCUAGAGAACUGGAAACUUGAACCAACACUUGAUGUAAUAACAAUGUUUUUCGUGUAAAUAUACGUAAGAAUCCAGAGGUUUUAUCGCUCUUUUUUCGUUA